Molecule: messenger RNA, 2966 nt
Organism: Magallana angulata
Lineage: Eukaryota; Metazoa; Mollusca; Bivalvia; Ostreida; Ostreidae
Exons: 14
Coding region: 787-2670 (627 amino acids)
Source: RefSeq, a predicted model, not a curated record
GUCGUAUGCAUUAUUUAUUUAUGUUGCCUUGAACUUUUAUUCAGCAUCUAUAAUUCUACAUAACAUUAACAAUAACAUUUCUUACUAAGUUAUUCCCCUUUGUCGAAAUACCUUAUUUGUAACUCGUCUGGAUCUAGUUAUAUCAACAGGAUGUUAAAUUUAAUACACUUUUCAUAUGAAAAGUUGGUUCAUUUCUUUAUAAGUCUUAUAUUGGUACUAUGCAUAUUGAAAAAAAUGAACAUAACACUUUCAGAUAGGUUUCAUUUGCUGGUAUUGGCUUCAAUGUAUAGGCCUAACUACUGGUAUUGUACUGGUACUGCCUAGUGGUAUAAAAUGUAUAAACUUCUCCAUCACCAACUAUUCUAAGGUUAAAUCUAGCUUAUAGUUUGUCAUUUCUUGAAUCAUUGGACUUUCAUAUGUUAACCAGCAUGAAAGGGGAAUGAUAUUUGUUGAUAUGCUUUAAUUUUCAUUGAUUGUUUGUAACAUUAAUGGUUAUGAAAAAAUGCUUCAUUUCAGUCUAAUGGGAAAACACAGAAACAUUGAAGAAUAUAUAAGACAAACUGCAGCAAAAGAAAAACAGAAAAUAAAAGAAUCUGUUUUAGAAGGACACGCUCAAAAUCUCCAGGAGGGAAUGGUGCCUUUCUUGUUGCAGGAACACAUAGUGAAACUGACAGGAAAAAGACACAUACAGCUUCUCCUGACAAAAAUUCUGCCUGUGCAGGAUUUGGGCAGAAACAUUUAAGAGAAUUGUAUUCUGCAGCUGAUAGAAAAGACUUGGAGGAUAACAUGAGUCCAGCUGAACGAAACACAAGGAGCAGAAAACGUAAAAUGAGCAAAACCAAAGGAGCCAGGAUAAAACUUCAUAAGACAGAGGAAACAAUUGGCCAAGUACAAGCCCACUCAGCUUCAAAUUUGAGAUAUGCUCUUAGAUCAGCACAACAACAAAAAGAACAGCAUGCAAGAAAUGCAAUUUCCAGAAUUGCUAGUAAUCGAAUGACAAAACGACUUGGACUAUUUAAUCAAGGAAAAAAAUCAGAAACAAUAUUGAGAGCAGCUUAUACAUUGAAUGGAAGGCAGAGAACAGCAGAGGAAGAUCUACAAGAAUUUCUAAAUAAAAGUCCAACAGCCACACGAUCCAAUGAAGCAGACAGACUCAGCUCUCAUCUGUUAAGCAAUGGUAGGUCAAAGGAAAAUGAGGUGGUCAGAGUGAGAUCUGCAGAUGUGAGUGGACCAGAGACAGGAUACAGGAGUGCCCCUAGUACUUUACACUCCAUCACCCCGGCCUCUAUACAAAGGGUGUCUGCUCCACAAAGCAUUAGGAGCCUUGUCAGCAGCUGUAGUUCAGGAGGGAAAGAAGAGCAUCUGCCUUCAUUGGAAGAAACUGUGGAUAAAGUUUUGUCUCGAAUAAAGCCAGAGAUUAUAUUUCCUGACAGAGUAGAUUUUGUCCAAGAAACUACAGAUGAGUUGAGGAGAAUAAUGAGAAUAAAUGCACCAAGGUCCUACACCCCAACUCCUUUACUAAGGACAUGCUCAUCUGUGAAAAGAUCUCUAUUGACCGGAUAUCCCACCCCUAGAAAAGAUAAAAGUACGGAAAAAAAGCCUGUUCCAAAGCAUUUAACAUUAUCAAAUGCUGGCAAUUCCAACCCUAGGGAGGAAGUAAACCAUCAGAAAGCUACAUUACAGAAGGAGCCUAGCACCAAUGAGUCCAUGGUGUUUAGCAGUAGUCCUUUUCAACUGGGAAAGAGGCAGUUUCAACCCUGUUUCCAUGAUCUGACAGAUAUUCAAAGCGAUGCACAGACUCUGCUGCAGUGCCAUGACCAGGUGAUUGCUCAGGCUAAGCGUCACACAGAGCAAUCGACCAUAACACGUGAGGAGAUCUCACUAGAGGACCUGUAUAAUGCUGAUGGUCUAGACAUCCUUAAGAAACAUGAUGAACAAGCAAAGAAGCUGCUAAACCAAGGCUGGCGGGGGGAUAAGGAAAAUAUCGAGGGGAGAUAUUGGAGGAGAGAGGAGAGGAUCAGUUGGAGAGAGGAAGGUAAAGAUUGGAAAAGAGGCAAGGAGGGGAAUUUUUGGAGGAGUGAGGAGGGAAACAAUUGUAGAGACAGGGACGGGAACAAUAGGAGGAGAGACAAGGUGGAGAAUUCCUGGGGAAACUUAUUCCCUGAGAUGCCAGAGGCAAGGUUUUCAUCACAGGGUUCUUCAGUGUCCUCGGGAUACCAAGGCAGUCAGAUCCUGAGGGACACAAAAAACUGCAAAACUGAAAUGAUACCAACUUACUCUGGACCAGCACAGUUCUCUGGGUUUAUGCCUCAGUUCCAUGAUCAAGACUAUUACAAUGGAAACCACACAAGUGGAAUGUCUAGUAAAAUAAAAUCCUUGGAUAUCCUAGAAAUUCUAGACAACACAGAAGCACCUCAUUCUCUUGGUUCUUCAAGGCAGGAAAAUUACUCUGCGUCCUAUUCAAACAGAUUACCACACCGAGACAUCAUUGACAACCUGACAGUAGACCCCGACAUCAUUAGUAUGCAGUGUGGAGAGAGCACUAGUCAGAAGAGAAGGUCCCCUCAGAGGGCCUCACAGGAGGAGUACCACUUCUGUCUGAAGAAACCCAGCCUGGACACGCCCAGUCCUCCUGAUGAACUCUUUAAAAAGCACAGCCUCAUUCCUUAGGGAUGUAAUGUCACAUAAAGAGCUCUCUGUCAUGUUUUGUCCACCCUAACAGAAUUACUUUGUUGAGUGGCCAAGUGUUUGACUAUACACGUAUGGUUGUGACUGUAAACCUACCGGGUACCAAAAUCUGAAACUUUCCCACAAACACUUGCUCUUGUUAUAUGCAUGUAUGUUCUCAGAGCUGAAUACAUGUAGACAACAAUGUUUUAAACAGAUCAACUAUAUCCUUAAUUUUGAUUUCUUUUGUUGUCUGUUUUUUAGCUUGAAGUUAUCAUCACAAUGAAAUGGUUCAUCUC